Molecule: messenger RNA, 2107 nt
Organism: Porites lobata
Lineage: Eukaryota; Metazoa; Cnidaria; Anthozoa; Scleractinia; Poritidae
Source: the annotation of a GenBank genome assembly
AUGUCUAAACGGAAUCAACGUGAAACACGUUCUUCGAGUUCAUCUUCUUCACAGUAUCAACCAUCGCCGAAACGCUUGCUCCGCGAUGGGACUCCAGGUAAGGACGACCAUCACGUCUCACUCGGCAACAUUAUGGAUAAGUUGUGUAACUUGGAAUCUCGAAUGGAAGACCUCUUCGGCAGUCUAAAAUCCGAGUUAUCAUGUCUUAGACAUGAACUCAACGAAGAAAUUGAGAAAGUAAAAUCGACAGUAAAUGAUAUGGAAACAUCAUUGAACGCGGCGUGGGACACAAUCAAAGAUCUCCAAGAUGAACUAAAAAUACACGCAGAAUUCCGAAAGAAACAUAAAGAAAGUUUGGAAAAACACCUCGAGGACAAUGGUGUUUCACAAAGCGCUAAAGCAAAAAUUGCUCUGCAGGAGAGUCAAAUCAGCCUUUUAAAUACGAAGCUAUCCGAGGAACAGGAAAAAAUCAUCGCACUGGAAAACUACUCUCGCCGAGAGAAUCUCCGAUUUAUGAAUAUACCGGAGCAAGAACACGAGAACUGCACUGACACCGUUUAUGAUAUCGUCGAGAACGGGUUGAACAUAAACACACAGAAUAUAUACUUUCAUGCUGUCCACAGAGUCGGUAAGCCACGUUCGCCUGAGGACUCCCAUCACCAUCCCCGACCCAUCAUUGCGCGUUUUCUCUGCAGGGAAGAUAGGGACCGUGUUUUUAAAGCGAAAGGAAGAUUGAGACACUCGACGGAUUAUCCAGACGCGUAUAUAACUAAAGACUAUGCAAAGGCGAUACAGCUUGAAAGAAAGGAACUAAUUGAAGCGAUGUUCAUAGCGCGGAAGAAAGGCAUGAGCGCGAAAGUAGUGGACAGAAAUCUAGUAAUAAAUGAUAACGUUUAUCAUGUUGGUAACAUACCCGACGAACUUAAACCUGCAGCUGAAUCUACACGCUCGUAGAAGUUUUCUUUACUCAGGUCAGUGUAAUUCGAUUUUUCUCAGUUGCCUUUGCAUUAAUUGCUAUUGCAACCUUUAAGACCGAGACUAGUACUCCACGUUUGCUUCGCCGUUUGCACACAACGGAUUCUUUCCUUUUUGUAUAUUGUUCUAAAGUUAAACUAUUUGGCGUUCCGUCCUUUCCGGAUUCGUCGAUCUUUCUGUUUGAAGGUAUGUUCUCCCUAAGCCGCUUAAAUUUUACCUUUUUUUUGUUUUUGUUUAUAGUUUUAUGUUUCCAGUGUAGCCGUUGUUUUGGUUUUUCGGUCAGUAGAAAAUAUUUUUCAGUCCUACGAAGUGUUAACUAUCGUAAUUUGCAUUUUGUUUCUGCAUUCCAGUUCACUACUUUUAAUCAUCAACAAGUUUCCAAUUGACGAAUUGAUAAUCUGUUCUCUUAAUGUGAGGGGCUUAUCCAACAACCUUAAGAGGCGAGAAACCUUUCGUUGGCUUAGAAUGAAAAAAUUUGGAAUAUUCUUUCUUCAAGAAGUCCACUGCACCAAAGAAAAAGAACGACUGUGGUCAUGAGAAUGGGGCUUCUCAGCUAUUUUUAGUAGUGUUUCUAGCUCAAGUGCAGGGGUAUGCAUCCUGUUUAACAACAAUUUUCAAUUCGAAAUCAAGAAACAAUUUUCUGAUCCAGAUGGAAGAUUUAUUUUAGUAGAUUUGAAACUUGAAAAUAAGACUAUAACCUUGGGAAACAUUUAUGCGCCAAACGAUGACAAUCCGAAUUUUUUUAAAAAUGUUCUCAGCCACCUCCUCUCUUUCGAGUGCGAGGACAUUAUCCUGGGUGGCGAUUUUAAUCUAGUAUUAGACGUCCAAAAUGAUAAGAAGGGAGGAAGACUGACCACUCACAAAAAUUCUUUGAAGGAAGUUCAGAACAUAAUAAAUUCGCUAGACCUUAUCGACAUUUGGCGGGUCUCCAAUCCGGAUAUCAGAAGAUUCACUUGGAGAAGAAGCAAACCCGAAAUUCGUUGUCGCUUAGACUUUUUCUUGACGAGUAAUAGUCUAAGUUCGGCAAUUACAAAAGCUGAUAUUUUACCAGGGUACAAAACAGACCAUUCUUUGAUAACGCUCCACCUUGCAAACAAUACCAAUCCCAGGGGCCCGGGCUUCUGGAAGUUAA